AUGUCCCGCCAUCACCCCGAUCUCGUCAUGUGCCGCAAGCAACCCGGCAUCUCCAUCGGCCGCGUGUGCGACAAAUGCGACGGCAAAUGUCCCGUGUGCGAUUCCUACGUGCGUCCGACGACGCUGGUCCGCAUCUGCGACGAAUGCUCCUUCGGCAACUACCAGAAUAAAUGCAUCGUGUGCGGUGGCGAGGGCAUCAGCGACGCCUUCUACUGCUUCGAAUGUACGCGUCUGGAGAAGGACCGCGACGGGUGUCCGAAGAUCAUCAACCUGGGCAGUUCGCGGACAGAUCUAUUCUACCAGAAAAAGAGUUUUCGAAAUCAUUGA
Messenger RNA from Aspergillus terreus NIH2624, 327 nucleotides. RefSeq names its product PHF5 family protein. Gene Ontology annotation, cellular component: catalytic step 2 spliceosome; precatalytic spliceosome; U2 snRNP. Lineage: Eukaryota; Fungi; Ascomycota; Eurotiomycetes; Eurotiales; Aspergillaceae. The record is from RefSeq and is a predicted model, not a curated record. Gene Ontology annotation, biological process: mRNA splicing, via spliceosome. The coding region runs from base 1 to 327 and encodes 108 amino acids. The transcript has a single exon.